AUGACAAAGAAGCUGGGUGGUCUCGAAGGAUCUAACCCCACGGAAGCACCUAAUACGCUCAUUCUCAGGUCAAAGUCGAAAGCAACGCCAAAGAGCCGAAGCACUUUAGAGUCGCCUAUCAUCGUCUGUCCAGGCGGCGAUUUGAUCUUGCACUAUGUCAGCUCAGCUUCUGCAGAAACCCACUACUGGAAGGUUGAUAGGGAAACGCUGAGGAAACAAAGCUCUUAUUUCAAUGUGCUGCUAGAUCCUACCAGAAGCUUCAUGGAGAACAACUCCCUCGCCAGUCAACUGGCAAAUCUGUCUACCUCAGAUGCCUUGCCUGUUGUUAAGCUACCGACAAAUGCAAUCUCGGAUCUAUAUGGAAUGGAGGCGUUUGAGCUUUUCCUCCAGAUGUGCUGCCUUGAAUCUCUGAAAACAGGCACAGCGCAAGAUGGCGAAGACAGUCUGAUGGCUGUGUUCUUCCGCAAUCUGCACUCACGGCCUCCAUCUUUGAUUGCCAGGUUGAUUGCAAUUGCAGGUUUCUAUCAGAAUGAGGAACGGGUGUGCCAAGUUUUGAGGAAUCUGAACUAUCUUGGGAGAAACAAAUCGCAAGAAAAAUUCAGCCAGGAAACCUUGAGGCUUGGCGAGGAUCGAAUCCGGCAAUGCAUAUUCAUUGCUAGAGCUUUAAAAGAACACACAAUCCUGAGGAGACUAUCACAUGCCCUGGUGGUUCUUGGCUCCAAGCACUGGGCUCAACCACCAGAAAAUCCAGGAAUCCCUCAUCUUCCAUGGCAGUACCUGGCAGAUGGACUAGAAUGGCAACUAUUCUACCGACGGCAGUGUGUUUUGAACACAAUCGCAGAUUUGCAGGCAUAUUUUCUUCGCAAAUUUGGUGGUUUAGACACCGAGCAACAAAAUCCAACAACCGCCUCAUCUGGAGCUGCGCGAAACCUCUUGAAUAAUCAAGAACGAGCAGUUCAAUGUCGAGCGGGUCUCGACAAUGCCAAUCAGUGCGAUCUUUUUCAUCUUGGCCAGAUGACUCGCUUCUUCUCAGUUCGAACAAAAUCGGUCUUUAUUGGAUCCAACUACAUCGAUCCUGAUUUCAGACCGCCAAGCACAUCAGACGAAACUGUCUCUACUCCUCACCACGUUCCACCGGUUCCGGACAUUGCGUCAAUCCUGGUGGCGCUCAAGAAAUGUCCCGACUAUCAGAUCGAUCAAAACCACAAUGCAUGCGGAAUCAGACGUCGUCUGCUUCCGAUACUAGACUGCAUUGAGAAAUUUGUGAUGGAUGGGUAUGGCUUGCUCGGUGUCCAAGCUGAUGAAUUCGAUACGUCGCGAAAUUCCAUCGGCCCGUCGUGGGCUGAGGGAUAUACCCGGGCCGUGCAUAUCACGUUCGGCCAGAUCUCGCUCGUGGAAUAUGAACCCGGUCAUCAUCAUAAGCGCGUAUACCCGUUUAGCCACGUGAGCGGGGGUAGUCUCUCCAAGGAGUGUCGUGCUCAUGCACUUUUCACUGCCCAGAAAUGUGUCUGGGAACCAGAAUCCCGAAACCCUGUGACGAGUCAGGAGCUUUUUCACCCCUAG
Messenger RNA from Penicillium diatomitis, 1563 nucleotides. RefSeq lists its product as uncharacterized. The coding region runs from base 1 to 1563 and encodes 520 amino acids. The record is from RefSeq and is a predicted model, not a curated record. Lineage: Eukaryota; Fungi; Ascomycota; Eurotiomycetes; Eurotiales; Aspergillaceae. The transcript is spliced from 2 exons.